GUGUCCACUGGCGGGGGCGGCGGCGGCGGCGGGGGCGGAGGGGGCGGCUACUCGCAGCGGCGCGGCUCGCUGCAGCUGUGGCAGUUCCUGGUCGCGCUGCUCGACGACCCGGGCAACGCCUCGUGCAUCGCCUGGACGGGCCGCGGCAUGGAGUUCAAGCUGGUCGAGCCCGAGGAGGUGGCGCGUCGGUGGGGCGUGCAGAAGAACCGGCCCGCCAUGAACUACGACAAGCUGAGCAGGUCGCUGCGCUACUACUACGAGAAGGGCAUCAUGCAGAAGGUCGCUGGUGAGAGGUACGUCUACAAGUUCGUGUGCGACCCGGAGGCGCUGUUCAACAUGGCGUACGGCAGCGCUGCCAGCGGCAUCGUCCAGCGGGGGCGGGGGCCUGCCCGACCCGGGGCGCACCACCACAACAUGGCGGCCGCGGCGCUGCACCACAACAUGGCGGCCGCGGGCGGCAGCUACGGAGACAUGCCGCCGUCGACGUCAGCGUCCUCACCGGCGGCGCGUUACCAGUACGGUCCCGCGCCGACACCACCAGCCGAAUACCUGCAGAGAGAACUGCCGGCAGAUGGUAGCACCGUCCACAAGUUGGGCGACGCAGGACAAGCUUUCCUUCACGGCCUGCCGCUAGAUGCCACCAAAGUCGGCAGUGCUUCGCAUUUACAUCAUUCGUCGCUAGGAAGCGGUAGCAGCUCAAAACAGAAUGCAGACACCACACGUCCCGCCUCUCAAGGGACAGUCGACAACAAUAAUUCUACGCACAAACUCGAUCCACCAACAUUUCAUUGUUUGGGUGUCGAUAGUUGCGUGUGUUAG
Molecule: messenger RNA, 819 nt
Organism: Schistocerca americana (American grasshopper)
Lineage: Eukaryota; Metazoa; Arthropoda; Insecta; Orthoptera; Acrididae
Product: protein FEV-like
Exons: 5
Biological process (GO): cell differentiation; regulation of transcription by RNA polymerase II
Cellular component (GO): nucleus
Molecular function (GO): DNA-binding transcription factor activity, RNA polymerase II-specific; sequence-specific DNA binding
Source: RefSeq, a predicted model, not a curated record